Molecule: messenger RNA, 166 nt
Organism: Scutellospora calospora
Lineage: Eukaryota; Fungi; Glomeromycota; Glomeromycetes; Diversisporales; Gigasporaceae
Source: the annotation of a GenBank genome assembly
GACCAGCGCCGCUACAGAUUUUGCACGUUUUAAUAAGACUCGUGUACACUAUAUUGAAAAAGGAUUACAUCACAUAUUUAAAAUCCUUCAAGAAUUCGUUAACAGAAAUGCAAAUAAUGUUGGUGUUUAUAUUAGAACUUAUAGAAAUCAAAAUGCAUAUAUCAUG